Messenger RNA from Lethenteron reissneri (Far Eastern brook lamprey), 2369 nucleotides. RefSeq lists its product as uncharacterized. NCBI's taxonomy places the organism in Eukaryota, Metazoa, Chordata, Hyperoartia, Petromyzontiformes, Petromyzontidae. The record is from RefSeq and is a predicted model, not a curated record. Gene Ontology annotation, cellular component: ciliary membrane; plasma membrane protein complex. Gene Ontology annotation, biological process: smoothened signaling pathway.
UGAACAAAGAGAGCCUCAACUUCUCGGCACGUCCGCACGGAAAGGAAUGUUGCUACCCUCCCCGAUCUGACAUCGCCGCCUGAAGAACUCCUCGCGGUGAACAUCGCAUCAGCUCCAUCCUCCCGCUCCCCAUGAUCACGGGCUCCUCCCUCGUCGCCACCUUCAGCCUCCUCCUGCUGCUCGGGUAAACAUCCGACAUUGGACCAUGGCCUGAAAGGUGAUGUUCUGCACUCUGAAGAUGAUGGCUGCAGUCUGCUUGCUGCUGCAACUGCCACUGAAGUUCCUCAAUGUUGGUGAGCUGGGCUCGGUAUGAACAUCCCACAAGCAAUCCCAUCCGUCCUGCUCCUGCUACUUCACUCUGCAUUUUGUUCGUCAAGAGUUUUGCAGUGGAACGUGUCAAACACAUCGUCAGCAGGACACAUGGAUGUGGAAGCGGUGACGACACCUCAAAUGCACUCCGACUUGUGGAUAUCUCCAAGAGUCAUGCUUGAUGAGGUUCAGAUGCUGGAUUGGACAGCAACUCCGAAGGAGCUGCUUCCUGUAUCCGCAAACCUCGAGGUUGUCAUCAGCAAGUGUGGGAGGGUGGUGGAACAGAAAACCGACGUGGAUAUCCUGGAGAUUGUUAUCACCGUCAUGUAUGUCGGUGGAAGUGAUCUCUUUCCUGAUAAAGGAAGAAUACUGCAGGUUCGAGACAACAUUCGAGGACUCAGGCUGCUGCAGCCAAAGCAACAUGCAUCAGCCAGCCAGGACUAUCAGGAAUUCGAUAUUGACCUCUCCAACAGAAAUGUGACGGAGGUGUCUUAUAUCGCUACUCUGGAUCCUGCCUUGGCUCUGGAUGGAGUGAACAUUUCACUGGCAGCUUCUGUGAUAAGAACACAGUUUGGUACUGAAGCUGAGAUUGCAACAUCAACACUAUUCAUCAUGCAAGUAGCCAAAUUUAAGAUCACCCCACACCAUGGUCUGCAUUUUGUAGGAUUUGUGGUGGCAUUUGUGAUGGUGGGACUGGCGGUCGUAUGCAUAUCCCUUCUAAGACAGAAUAAAUGUUGGGGUGCAUGCUCCAAAUCCACACAGAAUACACAGGUGCAGCAGGGUGUGCAGAGUGCGUGUAGUGGCUCUGUGUGUGCAGGGGAAGGGCAGACGACCAGUGCCAUGGGCUCUCUCCCUGUGGAGCGGCUGGAGAGCGAGGAGCUGUGCAGGGAAAGGAAGGAGGCCGUGGACAUGCUUACUCAUGCCAUACUGGAGACAUAUGGCAACACUGCCCAGCCUGUACGGUGUUUGGACCUUCAAAAUAUUGAGAGCCCUAUACAGGCAUAUGGAUUUUUGAGCCAGCUCAUAGAGAAGUUUGACAUUCCAAGGGAUGCCGUGCAGCAUGCUCUUCGCUUGCUUUUGCCUCUUCAUAGCAUGAAGCAGCUUCAGGAAUUACUUCGGCUUGUUCACCCAAACACGUGUUCUGUGCCUAACAGGAUCUCUGCAGUUGGUGUUCAUGAAGAAGGUGUGGAUGUAGCUGCGUACCCCGUGGCAGCAGGGCUGGUGGAACAUGUCCGAGCUUCUCUCCUUGCCUCAUGUAGGCAGAAUGCCAAAGUGAACUCUCCACGAAUGAAGCAAAGAACGUUAAAAGAGGCACAACUGCAGCCAGCCAACUUAGUUUCUCCUCGUCAUUCGCACAACUCGGAUAUGUCACUGCAGCCAUCGCAGUUGAAGCCAUCGGAGCCCAGUCUGGAGGGUGAAACGUUGAUGCUGGAUUCCUCCGGAACUCAGGAGCGGAUUUUUGUCUUCCGCUCACAACCCGAAGAAGAGAGCAAUGCUGUAAUUUUUCAUAAGAAGAAAAAGAGGAAUUUUUUGAAUUAUAAAUCAUCAAAGAUUAUGGAUGUCGCAAUGUAAACAACCUAUUUAAUGACCAUUAAAUAUCGAUAAAAAAAACUUUUAAUGUAGAAAUGAAAGGACUGAUUAUUUUAAUGUACUGUAGAUCCCAUUCAAGCCACUAUUGUUUUAAUCCGUCUCAUCUUUUAUUUUACUUUUAUUUAAUAUGUGUCAUUUUACAGCAUUAUAUAAUUACACCUUUUAACAAGUUCAACAUAUACCUUAAUAGGUCCUUGCUAAAUGUGCAGAUUCACAUAAUGUGUAUCUCUGAUAAAUUGUAUCAAAUGUGUAUUGUCUUGGAAAAUCACUCAGACUGACACGUAACAGGUCACCUGCUUACAUACUCUUAUUUCUUUCAGUAAAGUAACGUAGGUAAAAAAUGAAAUUAAAAUUAAUAAAAAUAAAACAAUAAAAUCACGACGUUUCGGAGGCAACACAAGUCUCCGUCAUCAGGUGGGACCGUCACAGCCAGAUUAGCUGCAUCAAGUGAGGCAAGGAUUCAAGAUGCA